Molecule: messenger RNA, 1476 nt
Organism: Polyodon spathula (Mississippi paddlefish)
Lineage: Eukaryota; Metazoa; Chordata; Actinopteri; Acipenseriformes; Polyodontidae
Product: prostaglandin reductase 1-like
Exons: 10
Coding region: 344-1333 (329 amino acids)
Biological process (GO): prostaglandin metabolic process
Cellular component (GO): cytoplasm
Molecular function (GO): 2-alkenal reductase [NAD(P)H] activity; 15-oxoprostaglandin 13-reductase [NAD(P)+] activity
Source: RefSeq, a predicted model, not a curated record
AGCAGUGCCGGCGACCCCAGGUGAAGCAGUUCUGACGACCCCUGGCGAAGCAGCACUGGCGACCCCUGGCGAAGCAGCACUGGCGACCCCGGGUGAAGCAGUUCUGACGACCCCUGGUGAAGCAGCGCCGGCGACCCCUGGCGAAGCAGCACCAACAACCCCUGGCGAAGCAGCACCGUCGACCCCUGGCGAAGCAGCACCGGCGACCCCAGGUGAAGCAGUUCUGGAGACCCCGGGUGAAGCAGUUCUGACAACUCCAGGCCAAGCAGUGCCAGCGACCACAGGCCAAGCAAACUCAGUAGCCCUGGGAGGUACAGACAAGGUAUAACACACAAUUGCAAAUAUGGUGAAUGCAAAGACCUGGACCUUGCGCAAGCACUUUGAUGGUUUCCCUAAAUUCAGCGAUUUCGAAAUGAAAGAAGAACAACUUCCAGAAACAAAAGAUGGAGAGGUCCUGUUUGAGGCUGUUUUUCUCAGUGUGGAUCCAUACAUGAGGCUGUACAGCACAAUAUAUAUGAAGGAAGGCGACGUGAUGAUUGGAGCUCAAGUUGCUAAGGUUGUUGAAAGUAAAAACCCCAGUUUCCCUGUUGGUUGCUAUGUGGUUGCCAGUACAGGUUGGAGAACUCACUCAAUCUCUGAUGGAAAGGGUCUGCAGCGUCUUCUCGCAGACUGGCCAGAAAACAUCCCCAAGUCAUUGGGGCUUGGAACCAUUGGAAUGCCAGGGUUAACGGCUUACUACGGCCUCAUGGAAGUGUGCCAGAUGAAAGAUGGAGACGUUGUGUUGGUCAAUGCAGCCGCUGGAGCUGUUGGUUCAGUGGUUGGGCAGAUUGCUAAAAUAAAAGGCUUAAAAGUAGUUGGCUGUGCUGGAUCUGACGCAAAGGUUGCUUAUUUAAAACAAAUUGGAUUUGAUGAGGCCUUCAAUUAUAAAACCAUCAGCUCUUUGGAAGAAGCACUGAAGAAGUGUUCGGCAGAAGGAUAUGACUGCUAUUUUGAUAAUGUUGGAGGACAAUUUUCUAGCGUUGCUUUAGAGCAGAUGCGAGCGUUCGGAAGGAUUGCUGUGUGUGGAGGCAUCUCCUUGUACAACGAUACUACAAAGCAGAUGGGUCCUUAUGUUCAGACCCUUAUGAUCUUCAAGCAACUCAGAAUGGAGGGAUUCCUUGUGAGCAGAUGGAAACACAAGGAUGAGGAAACUCUAAAGCAACUAAUGGCAUGGGUGAAGGAGGGUAAGCUGAAGUACAAAGAGCAUAUCACAAAGGGCUUUGAAAAUAUGCCUGCAGCCUUUAUGGGACUGCUGAAGGGAGAAAACACUGGCAAAGCUGUUGUUGCAGUUUAAGAAGUGCAGUAUAAUUCACAAACAUUUCUUUUUUUAUAGCUCUGACGAAUAUUUUGUGAAGUUUACAUGCUCUUCUUUGCACCCUUCUAGUGCAGCAAUGUCCUUUUUGUAGCGAUGUGACCAGAACUGAACACAAUAUUCUA